CGGAGGGUGAAGAUGGUGGUUGUUUGUGGAUUUCUUUGGGAUGAAAAUAAUACACAGUAUAAAAAUGUAACCGAAGACAUACAUCCACGUCUGGUCUCGAACAAGGAACAUUGUGGUAUUUGGGCCUGGAUGAGGUUGUGUAGCCAACAACGUUCCCCUACUCCCCCAACACAGCAGGCCAGAGGAGAGGAGUAGACGGACGUUAGAAGGGCCAUUGUGAAGAGGACACACUGUGGGCAGGAUGCAGUCUUCAGGCCACCGGCAGCGUGACACAGAGCAGCACCAACCCCUGCUGUCAGCUGACGAUGACCCCGAGGCUGGGGCAGGAGCUGGUCCUCUGUGUCCCCCGGCUGACCAGGACGGCCUGUGGUUCAUCCAGGACGGCUGUGGUAUAGUCUGUGGUGUGGUGACCUGGUUGUUGGUCCUCUACGCCGACUUUGUGGUCAAUCUGGUGAUGCUGCUGCCAAACAAGAGCUUGUGGUACUCCGUGAUCAACGGAGCGCUGUUUAACUUCCUGGCCGUCAUGGCGCUGGCCUCGCAUCUACGUGCCAUGCUGUCAGACCCGGGGGCGGUUCCUAAGGGCAACGCCACCAAAGAGUACACGGACAGUCUGCAGCUGAAACCUGGAGAGGUCAUCUAUAAAUGUCCCAAGUGCUGCAGCAUCAAACCACAGAGGGCUCACCACUGCAGCAUCUGUAAGCGUUGUAUCCGUAAGAUGGACCACCACUGUCCCUGGGUCAACAACUGUGUCGGGGAGAAGAACCAGCGCUUCUUUGUCCUCUUCACUAUGUACAUAGCUCUGAUCUCAGUCUACGCCCUCUGCCUCAGUUUCCUACAGUUCUACAGCUGUGUCCAUGACCAGUGGAAUGAAUGCACUGACUUCUCUCCUCCUGUGGCGGUGAUGUUGAUGAUCUUCCUCUGUCUGGAGGCCUUCCUCUUCCUCACCUUCACCGUGGUGAUGUUCGGAACGCAGAUACACUCCAUCUGCAACGACGAGACGGAGAUCGAGCGUCUGAAGAAUGAGAAGCCGAGGUGGGAGCGUCGCGUGCGCUGGGAGGGGAUGAAGGCCGUGUUCGGAGGCCCGCCCUCCGUCCUCUGGCUCAACCCAUUCACCGGCCUGCGUCUGCGGCGCCUACUGAUGACACGUACAUGCCGUAGUGGUGUGGAGUUCUCUGUCUGAGGGCUGAGCAGGCCAAAACACAGCUCUUCCCCGUCUGAUACCCCGGACCUCUCUGGACCGUCUGAUACCCCCGGACCUCUCUGGACCGUCUGAUACCCCCGGACCUCUCUGGACCGUCUGAUACCCCCGGACCUCUCUGGACCGUCUGAUACCCCCGGACCUCUCUGGACCGUCUGGUACCCCGGACCUCUCUGGACCGUCUGAUACCCCGGACCUCUCUGGACCGUCUGAUACCCCCGGACCUCUCUGGACCGUCUGAUACCCCCGGACCUCUCUGGACCGUCUGAUACCCCCGGACCUCUCUGGACCGUCUGAUACCCCCGGACCUCUCUGGACCGUCUGAUACCCCCGGACCUCUCUGGACCGUUGGACACAUCAUGGGGGUUUUGGUGGUACCUUCUGGACUGAUAGGAUGGGGUGUGACCUGUGAUUUACAUCAUGGAGAACAGCUGUACCCCCUCCCCAUUCCCACUACAGGGCGUCUCCUGAAGUCCCUGUCUCUCUGCUGAGACAGACCAACAGAGUGGAGGGGGACUAAGACUUCUGUCCUCCAGACAGAGAGACUAGGGCUGAAUAUGGGUCUGUCCUCCACACAGAGAGACGGGCGGGCGGUCGGGCGGUCGGAUACAUACAUAUGGUACGUCUCUUCACUACUUCUGCGUCCUGGUGCAGUCUUAACCUACUGUUCUAUGUCUGCAUGAGGAUGUGAACAGCACCAGUUUCAUUUUUAUAAGGACCUCCUUUUCUGCCUCUGAUGAAGAACCUGCAGUAUGGAACUGUAGAGGUGUCAGGCACAAUCAUUGUUCUGCUCUGAAGACACUGAGUUGUGGUUGGACGUUAAACAGGACUUGUCUAGGACACCCAAGGACAUAGUCUAUCUACUGAACACAGACCAUCACUACUGGUAUUAAACAGCCUGGACAUGGAGUCUAUCUACUGAACACAGACCAUCACUACUGGUAUUAAACAGCCUGGACAUAGUCUAUCUACUGAACACAGACCAUCACUACUGGUAUUAAACAGCCUGGACAUAGAGUCUACCUACUGAACACAGACGUCAGUGCUUCCUCUGCCCUGAGCCUCGACGUACCCAUCACCUGAACUAUGCCCCUGAUGCAACAGCCUGAACAGGUUGCGCUGUGACCUGGACCAUGUUCAGUAGACUCAAAUGGGACAAACACAUUGAAACGGGGGAGGUACUACCACAAUUUAGCCAAUCCAAAACGCUGAAAAAUGUAUUUUUGUUGUUUCUUUGUAUUUUGUCUCAUUGGUUGUUUUUCCUCCUUGUUUAGGAGCUGCUACAGUGAUGUCCUGUCCCCCCCCUUUACCAAUGUUUCCCAAGU
Messenger RNA from Salvelinus fontinalis (brook trout), 2523 nucleotides. Its product is annotated as palmitoyltransferase ZDHHC7-like. The record is from RefSeq and is a predicted model, not a curated record. Gene Ontology annotation, biological process: protein targeting to membrane; peptidyl-L-cysteine S-palmitoylation. Gene Ontology annotation, cellular component: endoplasmic reticulum; Golgi apparatus. Bases 242 to 1180 code for a protein of 312 amino acids. The transcript is spliced from 8 exons. Lineage: Eukaryota; Metazoa; Chordata; Actinopteri; Salmoniformes; Salmonidae. Gene Ontology annotation, molecular function: protein-cysteine S-palmitoyltransferase activity.